CUGUUUAACUUCAGAUAUACUGGUCAUUAUUUCCUCUCCACUUUACUGUACUCUGUAUUCCUUGGCGUGGUGGCUGUCGAUAGAUUCUGCCUUGGCUACUCAGCAAUAGCUGUUGGAAAACUGAUGACUCUUGGAGGACUUGGAGUGUGGUGGAUCAUCGAUAUUUUCCUUCUGGUCACCGGAAAUCUAACUCCAGCCGACGACUCUAAUUGGGAGCCUUAUUACUGA
This is a messenger RNA of Cooperia oncophora, 228 nucleotides long. The record is from the annotation of a GenBank genome assembly. Lineage: Eukaryota; Metazoa; Nematoda; Chromadorea; Rhabditida; Trichostrongylidae.